AUGGAGAAAGAACCAGUAAAAAAUAAAAUAAAAGUGAAGGAUGAGAAGAAAGAUGAAGAAAUAAAAAAAGAACCAGACUUGAAGAAAAAGAUCGAAGAGGAAAAGGCCAAAAAAUUAGCGGAAGAGAAGAAAUUAAAGGAGGAUGAAGAGAAGAAAAAGAAGGAAGACGAAGCCAAGAAAAAGAAGGAUGAGUUAUUGGCGAAGAAAAGAGAGGAGGAAGUAAAGAAGGAAGACUUUAAAGAUCUUCCAUCUCAAAGGGAUUUGGAAAUAAAACAAGCUUCGGAACCCAAAGAAGAUAAACAAAAAGUCAGCUUUGCUCAAGAUGUAAAUCUUGAAGAAAAAAUCUCCGAAGAUGCAACAGAAAAGGAAGAUAAAAGCUCUCGUCUUAAAUUAGCACAAAAAUCCUCAUUUGAACUUCUUGAUGAAAUACAUCCUGAAGGAAAAUCUUUGCCUGAGUUGCUUAAUGAUUUGAAGAAAGUGGAAGACUUCUUGGGUGCUGAAGUGGAAAUUGAUGUAUUUGAGAGGGAACCAAAACACGAAGAGUUUGGAAGGCCUGAAGACAAGAUAAAAGAACCUAAGGAAAUUAUUGAAGAAAAAGAUAUAAUGAAGAUUACAGAAAAAGAUGAAGAAAUAAUCCCAGAAAAAGCUGGAGAAAUUAUUCCAGAAAAUGUUGAAAUAGAAUCUUCUACUGAAGUACCAAUAGAUGAAGCAGGAGGAAGAACAAAAACGGAAGAAAUCAUUGGAAGAUAAA
Molecule: messenger RNA, 751 nt
Organism: Meloidogyne enterolobii
Lineage: Eukaryota; Metazoa; Nematoda; Chromadorea; Rhabditida; Meloidogynidae
Source: the annotation of a GenBank genome assembly